CUACAGCUCCCAUGAUACGCUCGUGCCUAGCUUUAUCUGCUGUUGAUGGCGUCGAUCUCAGGGCUAAGGACAAGUUGCGUUCUGGCCGACAGAUAAACAGUUAGUCUGACGGUUUUGCUGUUAGCUGGCCCCGAGUGACACCGCCAUGGAGGUGGAGAGUGUCAGCGCGGAGGAACAGAAACGUCUGACCCAGAAACGGUUCGAAGCCGCGGUUAAAGUCAUCAAGAGUUUGCCCCCGAACGGUCCCUUUCAGCCCUCGAACGACAUGAUGCUCAAGUUCUACAGCUACUACAAGCAGGCCACCAUCGGACCCUGUAAUAUACCACGACCCGGCUUCUGGGAUGUGGUUGGCAAAGCUAAAUGGGAUGCCUGGAAUUCCCUCGGAGAAAUGUCUGAAGAAGAGGCGAUGUCUGCUUAUGUCGACCAAAUGAAGCUGAUCCUGGAGGGCAUGCCCAUGACCGACGAGGUGGAGGAGCUGCUGCGCGUCCUUGGCCCUUUCUACGAGCUCAUCGACGAGAAGAAGAAAAUCACGCAGAUAUCGGAUCUGAGCUCAGCCCGUUUAACAAAGUUUGCUAGGCAACUGGAAGGGUUUGGAACCAUGCUGGAGUCGAUGGAAACGAGGAGCGUGGCAAAAAGCAUCAUCAGAAACAUGGAGAUGAACGGCACUCUGGAGACUCGGCCGGCCAGGCUCAGACAAAACGAAGACCUGGAACAGGAGGAGGAGGAUGAGGCAGAUGAGGAUGAAGAGGAGGAGGAAAAGGAAGAGAUCACUGAGAUCAGAAAAGCAACGCAGCCCAAGAAGAAGAGUUCAACCAGGAGACACAAAGUGUCCCUCCAGAACGGCAAGCUGUCCAACGGCAGCUCCCAUUUGACCAAUGGGAGUCAUCCCAGAGCCGAGGAGAACCCCCCUCCGCUGCUCAACGGACACCACGCAGAAACAAGAACCAAUCUGGUGACCAGCGACUCAGACAGUGAAGUCUACUGCGAUUCUGUGGACCAGUUCGGCCAAGAAGAGAACUCUGAGCACAACCGCUCUCUGGAUGACCUGGAAGAAGAGGAGAGCCGCGUCCGGCUCGCCGAAGAGGACGUCCAGGAUCCUCCGCAGGCCGUCAGGUGUGGAGGCGAGGAGGGGGAGACGGGCGGGACGGCGUCGCAGAGACAGAGGCUGAACGUGGAGACGACGGGCCGCUCCGUGGUCCGAAGGGCAAGAGGUUCUCGGUCCCCCGGCGUCGGUCCGGGAUCCCAGGGGCUCGCGCACGGCAGCGGAGACGGAGACGGGGAGCGCUGGGGAGGUGCGCUGACCCCCGCACCGAGCCUGAACGAGCAGAUCGUGGUGGCGCUGGCCCGACUGCAGGACGACAUGCAGAGUGUUCUGGAGAGACUCAGAACCUUGGAGGCUCUAACCGCCAACCAGGCUCGAUCGGUGGCUCUGUCUCCUUAUGGGUCGCCUGCGGUCAACAAGAGGAAUCGGAACCCGUCCUGGUGGCCUUUUGACAUUUCCCCAACCAGCCUGGCCUUCGCCAUCAUCUGGCCCUUCGUGGUUCAGUGGUUCAUCCGUCUCUACUUCCAGAGAAGGAGGAGACGCAUCAACUGAUCCGGCGUACGGCACCAGAUCCCUGCGCUGUCCUCAGCUCAGUUGGGGCUGACAGCUUCUCUCGUCCUAAUUAAAAACUCCCAGCCAGUAAUUUGCUUUUGCACUUGGAAAGAAGGAGCGUCGGAGCCGAGGCGCUGGAGGAGUCUCGAAAUCCGGAGCGAGCUGCACUGCGGAUGUGAAACAUGAAUAUACGGGGCCUGUGAUUUAGUCGUGAAACUACUAGGAUGUGUGUUUGGGCGCCGUGUGUGCGGGUGCAGACCAACUACAGUAGCUUCUCCAAUAUUUUCCCUAACUUAGGCUUUGUUGCACAAAGUUUUCAUGAUUUCAUUAGUUGCCCAGGUGAUGCUGCUGCAAUAUUACAACGUGAUUAAAUAACUGUAGAAUACUUAUACCGAAUGUAAAAAAAUCGUCCUGAGAUGUAAGAGUCUUUCCAGGUAAUAUUUAUUCCGUUUAAUGAGUUGCAAUAGACGAGAUUUUAUCCGUACGAGUUUGUUUGUAAACUGUCCUGCUUCAUAUCAGAGCGUGCUUUACGUCGGGGUGGUCCAAGUUUUUCCGCUUAACCCAGAAAAAAAAAAAAAGUGCCUCAUCAUCAUGUAGAUGGCAUUCGUCAGUGGUUAUAGCAUAGCUCUUCCAGGUCUGGACCAAAUUAGCAUAAAAGAUGAGAAUCUUCCACUUUCUGAUCACUUAAAAAAAAAUAAAAAUACAACAUCCUUGCAUCAUCUUAAUGGUUUUAUUUAAUUCUUCUUUUUAAAGGUUUGGAGCAGAUCCUCACCUGUUUGCAAAGCAGUGACUUCUGUACAAAUUAUAUACAGUAGCUGUACAGUUUGGACUCUAAUGCAAUAUUUUAAUUGCAUCCGUGUAUUAAUUGUAGAUUAAUAUGUAAUAUUUACAAAGAUUGGCGUACUAAUUAAAGCUGAUCUGUUCAGAGCAAAAUAUGUUUUAAUAACGUGAAGGAAUGGUUUACCUUUCUAUUAAAAUGUACUGAAAAGCUUUCUCACUCUUUCUGGCCAGGGUGGGAGGGUGUAUGCAUGUGAUAAUCGCAGCCUGAAAUAAAAGUUUUGAGCGAGCA
Fundulus heteroclitus (mummichog) is the source of this 2663-nucleotide messenger RNA. It is a transcript of the gene acbd5a, whose product is annotated as acyl-CoA binding domain containing 5a. Gene Ontology annotation, molecular function: fatty-acyl-CoA binding. The transcript has 14 exons. Gene Ontology annotation, biological process: fatty acid metabolic process; autophagy of peroxisome. The record is from RefSeq and is a predicted model, not a curated record. The coding region runs from base 146 to 1594 and encodes 482 amino acids. Lineage: Eukaryota; Metazoa; Chordata; Actinopteri; Cyprinodontiformes; Fundulidae. Gene Ontology annotation, cellular component: peroxisome.